UUGUCACCUACGUUGUUCUUGUGAAAGGAGGUAAAGCCUUUGGUUACAUCGAAUGGUGUGGAUUGGAAUUCUCAGAACUCAAUGGAUUUUGGCUACCACGAAAACGCCAUUGUCAUUACGAAGCUUGGCGAGAUGGAAGGACUGACAAGCGAAUUGUGCUUAGAUGGUUCUGGAUGUGAAAAACUGAGGCUCCUUGACGACUUUACAAAUUUCUUGCAGCAGCAAAUUAUUCUUAAGGUGACACAAGGAGAUUCGGUAAUGAAGCAGAUGCCUACACAUUUAAGGUUACUUUUGAAAAUGGAAUAACUUUGCCGCCAAUGCAAGUCAAGCCAUUGGGAAUCGAAUGCUGUACCGAUUGCAAAAUUUGGUGAGCUGGGGUGAUUUUAUUUCGAAUCGUGAGAAUCAUGUUAAUCCAGACCAAGUGCUGACGAAGUUGUCGGCAAUCACUGAAAUAAAUUCAAGCAAAAUAAGCGUGAUCCUCUGCGUUGACAGUAUGCAAAAGUUUCAACAUGAUCCAUGAAGAAAGGGCUCUAAGUUUUAUUGUGUGCUUGUGUCGCUUUGUGACCUCAUUGAAGCCUGGGUAAUUGUGAUCUGCGCGGCGACUAUAUACCAGCCAGUGAAUGGUAUUCUGGCCGAUUCACAACUAUGGACACUGGUAUUACAGACGACAUCAUCGGAGCGCCCGAAGAUCAACGGCCGAGACGUAUUCGAUGUUUUCGACCACGGCAAUCGAGCCUUGACUCAGCUAUUCAUUGAUGAC
Molecule: messenger RNA, 760 nt
Organism: Plasmopara halstedii
Lineage: Eukaryota; Oomycota; Peronosporomycetes; Peronosporales; Peronosporaceae
Exons: 1
Coding region: 82-306 (74 amino acids)
Source: RefSeq, a predicted model, not a curated record